CUGAGACUGGUUGGAGGAUCUGGAAGCUGGGAAGGAAGAGUUGAAGUGUAUCAUAAUAACAUCUGGGGAACCGUUUGUGAUGACUCCUGGGGUAUAAAUGACGCGCAAGUCGUUUGUCGUCAACUCGGGUUUCCUGGCGCUGUAAGUGCUCCAGGAUUUGCUCGAUUUGGUGCCGGAAGUGGUCGAAUUUGGCUGGAUGAUGUUGCUUGCGUAGGCAGUGAAAGUUCAAUUGUCUAUUGUCGGCAUAGUGGUUGGGGCAUUCAUAACUGCGCUCACAGUGAAGACGCAUCAGUGAUAUGCUCAGGAGGUAUGUUGUUGUUGUUCUUCUUUCAGGUGAUACAACUUUAUUUUUAGGAGACAUUCCUACAACUUUGAAUCGGAUAACUUGAGUGGUCUUUCGCAUCUUCUUCAUCAUCACCGUCAUCAUUAUUGUAUAGUUCGUUUUUCACUGUCACGCAAUAAACAGCGAACAAAAAAAAAAAUUUAAACCGUCCAGUGGAAGAAGCCAAGUAAAAAAUGAAAUUCAUAAAAGACUAAUAUAUAAACAAUUUGUUCAAGUCUCAGGUCUUGUGGCCCACAGUUUCUGAGUUAUUUGCAUAAAUGUUUCAGGUAGCUUUGUGGAGCUUUUGUACGGAGACGCCAUAUUGGCGUACAGUUUUGGUACACCAAUAUGGCCGCCGGAGAUCAACAAAAACCAUCUGGAGUUCACUUUUUUCUAUAAAAAAAAAAAAAGCUCUUUCUUUUCACUCGGGAGUUAGCAUACGUGCGCAUAAACACAUCUUCUAAUGCCUAAAAUGGUUAAACUGCUAAAAAUGAAGAGGAUAGACUUUUUUCAAUGAGACAGCAUUUCCUAUUUUGGUGUCACGCGCUAUGAAAACUCGGAAGUUCAAAUUGCUGUAUUUUCGAAAUGAAAUAUCCUACGGGACUGGAGACUUGUACAAAGAUUUAUAUUUUGUUUUUUUCUUCAAUCUAACGUAAAUAAGAAUUCGUAAAACCUCGCUAUCUUGACUUUACAAUUUGAUGACGUCAUUUUGAAAACCAUCCAAAGCAGUAACAGCAAAGGAGGCGAAGCUUCUCUAAUGUGAGGAUACUGAUUUCUGUUUUCAUCAUUAGGUUUCCCAGCACAAAAAAAAAAAGGCAGAAGUAAUAACGUUUAUUCAAAUUCUUUUUUAGUUAACUGAGCCGUAUUAGGCCGCUGCACUUUAUAUGGAGCCCAAAAUGAGACUAAAAUUGGGUAUUGAUUGAUUGAUUGAUUGAUUGAUUCCUUUACCAUAGCCUGCGAACAAGCUCUCCGGGGCAAUGUGUACAUGGAUAAAAUUGGCUUGAAAAAAAUUGAACCACAACACAUCUUAUCUGUGUUUCGCUUAGUGCUAUAAAUGCUUUAGAAAACUGAUUAGAUAAAUGUUAAUUUGAAGUAGGAGCCCAAGCAAAUAAUCAAUAUUAUGGAAGAUACAGUAGUAAAAGAGUUGAGGGAAAGAUCUUAUGUCUUUAUUUUUUACGAUUGUGUGUCUGUUUGUUUGGUAGCGUAUAGUAAACAGCUACCGCCUAAACCUUAACAAAAUAAUCAAAUUCUCUCUAUCGACAGCACCAACAACGUCUGUGCCAUGGACAACGUGGUCGCCCUGGACGUCGCCAUCUGCCCAACCAUCGUGUAACUUUGACUAUGGAUUGUGUUAUGGAUGGAGUCAGUCUCUCUCAGACGUAUUUGACUGGACACGCCGAAGAGGAAGUACUUCAUCUUCAAAUACGGGGCCUUCAUCAGAUCACACUACUGGAAACGGUACACGAUUACACUGUAAAUAAUUUCACAAGGGGCUCUGUCUUGUAACAGAUAUAUAUAUAUAUAUGUACCGUUAAUUGCCGCUUAUAAGCUCGCCCAAUAAUAAGCCCCGCCCCACCCCCAGUUGUAAGCUCAUAUACACGGUCUACUCCUUCCAAUCCAGAUAUAAGCCUACCUCCAAUGCAUUGAAAUGAAUUCGAUUUAACUGAAGCUUAAUAAAACAAUAAUAGUAAUAAAUCAGUAAAUUGAAAACUUGUUUUGAUCAGCAUUGAUAUAGCUUGUUUCGAAGCCUAGGUUAUUUUUCUAUUUCUUUAAAGCAGAAUAAUCCAGGUUCCUGUCCAGGUAUUAGAGACAAAUAUCAACUGAUUAAUAACCUGAAAGUAUGACGGCAUUUUUUGUUUUAGUUUGCUUAUUUAUGCACGCAGCAAUAACACUGAGAAUUUCAAAUGUCGAUUCCUUGAAAAUCCUCGUUAUCAAGUCUUUGGAAGGUUUUCUUUUUAAAUACGUUAAUCCUCGUCCAUAUUGGGAAGACGCGGUAGGGGCGGGUGGGGAAAAAGGCGAGAGGCAUAUUUCACUGUCAUCUCGGUUUACAGUAAUGAUUUUUAAUCUAAAUUUUCAUCAAGUUACUAUCAAUUUCAUUGUAGUUAUUACAAUUAUGCUCUUGCAGGAUACUACAUGUAUAUAGAGACAUCGUCCCCUAGGCGACAAGGUGACAAAGCAAAACUUCAAAUGUCAGUGUCUGGAAAUGGCGCAGAAGCUUGUCUCGUUUUCUAUUAUCACAUGUAUGGUGGUACCAUGGGGACUCUUAAUGUUUACAGCGGAAAUGAGUUGGUUUUCAGUGUAUCUGGGAACCAGGGAAACUACUGGAUACGAGCAAGAAAAACGAUAUAUUUGCGAAACAAUGUAAGUUUACUACAUUUUGGUUCUCAAGAAAUCACGACUGUUGGUAUUGAUUAAAUUUCAAAAAUCGAUUUCUCUGAAAAUCUUCAGAGAUCGGCUGAAAAUCCUAAGGACGUAAAAGGAUGUCUAUCAAACGACCUUGCCAAACUCUCUCACGAUAUUUUUAAAGAUCAUUUUUGCCUGUUUUCGAACAAAAAAUUGAAAUUAUGAGAAAGAUUAUGAUCUUUCAGUCACCGAAACAGGUGGCUUUGAGGAAAAAAUCCCAGUACUUCCCGGCAUUAAAAGUCGACUGUCGACCCUAUGACCCUUGGUUACUAGUUUAGGUGCUGUACCACUUAGCUACAGUGACUAGGGUCAUGUGACAAACGUCCUGGAUACUGCUAAGGCUAACUUAAAUCUCGAUAUGCAACCGAAACAAUUUAUUUGCAACACAGUGUAAUUUUGAUAAAGGUGAAUUUUCAAGGAAACGCGACUUUGCCUCAUGUAAUGGAAUCCCUAUUUCGGAAUCCUGGAAACUUUUUGCUCGUGGAAUCCGGAAUCCUGGCUUUAAUUUUGAAUCCGGAAUACCUUUCUAGGAAUCCGGAAUCCCACUAAGAUUAGAAUCCGGAAUCCAAGUUCCAUUGACAAAGGUCAGGAAUCCAUUGCGUAAAAUCUAGAAUUUAAGACUGUUUUGGAUUCCCUUUAAUGGGAUGAGCGACUGUUGGUCUUAAAUUUCAGGCCCCGGUUAUCCACUCUUUGAACAACCGGGGCUAGACGGCUAAAAUCUUUACAUACAUCUAAUAUAUGCAGAAUUCUUUGAAGAUCUUCAGAGAUUGGUUGAUAAUCCUACAGAUGAUAUAAAAGAAUCUAGUUAUUUCGUUAAAACCCCUUACGUUAAUCUUUUUAGAGAUCAACGUGCUACCAAUUCUACAUUAAAAUUGGCCACUACAUGUAAAUCUAAUUUUAAGGGGAAUUUGAAUCUUACUUUUCUUCCUGUUGAUUUCCUCUCUUUUAUAAGCCAUGGCUUUAUUUAUUUAUUUGUUUAUUUACUUAUUUUAUUUCACAACGGUUUCCGCUUGCAGCGAUCCAACUUGUUUGACUUACAAAUAAAUUAACUAAAUAAAUAAAUACAUUUUCUCCAAGUGUAUGAAUUUUUUCCCAUUGCUUUGUACUAUAUUUAUAGGUAACCUUCGAAGGUAUUGCGGGGUCUUCAUUUACAGGAGAUAUAGCUAUCGAUGAUGUGGCAAUCACCAAUGCAAGCUGUAAUAAUCAUACCGCUGGAGGUAAAUAG
Messenger RNA from Porites lobata, 3950 nucleotides. The record is from the annotation of a GenBank genome assembly. Lineage: Eukaryota; Metazoa; Cnidaria; Anthozoa; Scleractinia; Poritidae.